Messenger RNA from Procambarus clarkii (red swamp crayfish), 585 nucleotides. NCBI's taxonomy places the organism in Eukaryota, Metazoa, Arthropoda, Malacostraca, Decapoda, Cambaridae. The record is from RefSeq and is a predicted model, not a curated record.
AUGAGGACUGUGCCAGUCUCCAGCCGGGGCAACCCGCCCAGCACGACUUCCAGCCGGGGCGACCCGCCCAGCACAACUUCCAGCCGGGGCGACCCGCCCAGCACAACUUCCAGCCGAGGCGACCCGCCCAGCACAACUUCCAGCCGGGGCGACCCGCCCAGCACGACUUCCAGCCGGGGCGACCCGCCCAGCACGACUUCCAGCCGAGGCGACCCGCCCAGCACAACUUCCAGCCGGGGCGACCCGCCCAGCACGACUUCCAGCCGGGGCGACCCGCCCAGCACGACUUCCAGCCGGGGCGACCCGCCCAGCACGACUUCCAGCCGAGGCGACCCGCCCAGCACAACUUCCAGCCGGGGCGACCCGCCCAGCACGACUUCCAGCCGGGGCGACCCGCCCAGCACGACUUCCAGCCGGGGCGACCCGCCUAGCACAACUUCCAGCCGGGGCGACCCGCCCAGCACACGUCCAGCCGGGGCGACCCGCCCAGCACACGUCCAGCCGAGGAGGUUGGAAGUAACAUCAGGUAGUGAUGAAGGGAAGGUGGGGAAUGUGGUGAAGGGCGGAAAAUGUGUAAAUAGAUAA